UGUACAUGGCAAGACCGUAUUACAUCAUAUUAACAACAAAUAAACAUCAACAUAGUGAUUUCAUUCUUAUCACAAAGUCAAAUGAGCGAGUCGAGUCUCAUUUUAAAACACGAUGGUAGAAAAAAUAGCCGUGGUCACCGGCUCCAACAAAGGCCUUGGAUUUGCUAUUGUGAAGGGAUUGUGCAAGAAAUUCAAAGGGACGGUGUAUUUGACAGCAAGAGAUAAGAUUAGAGGAUUGGAAGCCGUUCAAAAACUGAACAACGAUGGCCUAUAUCCACAAUUUCACAUUCUUGAUGUAAGUAACAGUGAAAGUGUCAAAGAAUUUGCUGAUUUUCUGAAAGCAACCCAUGGUGGAUUGGAUGUUCUUGUCAAUAAUGCAGCUAUUUUGGAGUGGGAUGAAAUUUAUCCGAGUUACGAAGCGGCCAAAAGAAACAUAGAGGUAAAUUACAAAAGUUUAUUGAAAAUCGAAGAGUAUCUAUAUCCGUUGUUAAGAGAUGGCGCUAGAGUCGUUAACAUUUCGAGCUCUUGUGGACAUUUAUCUAACUUGAAGAACAAAAACUGGAUUGACAUGUUUCUCAAAAAGGAUUUAAAGGAACACGAGGUUAAUAAAUUUGUUGAAGAUUAUUUGGAGAGUGUAAGAAACGGGACAUUUGAUAAGAAAAACUUUGCUGAUGGCGGGAAACACGCCGAGCAUAGAGUAUCAAAAAUUGCCGUCACAGCGUUAACUUUUAUUCAGCAAAGGAAAUAUGCUGACAAGAAUAUUUCCAUCAAUGCUGUGCAUCCGGGACAUGUUAAAACUGAUAUGGCUAAUGGUGGUGGAGAAAUAGAUACUGAUGAAGCAGCAGAAGUUGUUUUGUACCUCAUUCUCGAUGCUUCUCCGAAUUUGAAGGGCGCUUUUGUUUGGCACGACAAGAAACUGAUAGACUGGUACGAUCCUGAGGGUGAUUUUUAUUGCACCGGAAUAUGGUGAUGAUGUCUGCUGACACACAAAGCAAGAAAAAUUAAAUUUGAUAUGCUACAAUAAACGAUACCCUUGAUUUUAAAUGA
Amyelois transitella is the source of this 1047-nucleotide messenger RNA. Its product is annotated as carbonyl reductase [NADPH] 3. The coding region runs from base 113 to 970 and encodes 285 amino acids. Lineage: Eukaryota; Metazoa; Arthropoda; Insecta; Lepidoptera; Pyralidae. The record is from RefSeq and is a predicted model, not a curated record. Gene Ontology annotation, molecular function: carbonyl reductase (NADPH) activity. The transcript has a single exon.